Striga asiatica is the source of this 363-nucleotide messenger RNA. The record is from the annotation of a GenBank genome assembly. Lineage: Eukaryota; Viridiplantae; Streptophyta; Magnoliopsida; Lamiales; Orobanchaceae.
CUGGUCGCGGCGUCUGGUCGUGACAGGGUUCGCCGGAAACCGCAGUUCACGCGUGAACAAGGGUCGCCGGAAUUCUUCGAGAGAUGGAGGCGGCGCUGGGCAGCGACUCACGGCGUGGGAGGAGAGCGGGUCGUGGCGUUGCUGGGGUCUCGUCGCAGAGGGCUCGCGACUGGUUCUGAUCGAAUUUCGCAGGUCCACGCGGAGGAUACUCGCCGGCGGGAGGCUCGCGGCGUCAGAUUUGCAGAGACUCGCGGCUUGCUGCUCGCGAACAGAGAUGCGUUCACGGCGGAGGACUUGCGAGCAGGCGACGGUCGGGGGUAUUGCGCGGCGGAGGGGCUCGCCGGCGAUUGGUCUGCGCGUUGA